AUGGACGUUUACACCACAGCUUUUUCCUAUCCCGCACCCCACUCGCCGACGCCUGCCCAUAUUCCCAAAGACCCUCUAUCGGUGCCUCCACAAGCAGGCGGAACCAGCUCUGGCACACUCGCAACAUCCACCCCUCGUACCGCUCCCGCGGCUUUCACUGCCGUCCCGCUUCCCAUUGUACCAGAAGCCCCACCGGCGAGUGCAGACUGCACACCGCCCAAGUCCCCUCAGAAGGUGGAAAGGGAGUGGGAGGCUGUUCAGAAGCUGGCUUCCGACAUUACUGCUCGCGAGGGAUGUCUUGUCACUGUCACUCGAGAGAGCACCGAUACCAUGGCCAAAUCUUCUUCGGUGUCCGACCCUCCUGCUACGAUUUGGAACUUUCACUUGUCGGGUGUUUCAAAUGCAGUCUUGUCUGCUCGAGGCUCCAUCUUACGCGAUGCGCCUCAAGACAACCGCAUCACUGUCAAAGUUCCUCGCUCCGACAUCCUUGAAGCAAGUCAACAUGUGUUGAAGCAAGAAGUUGUCCGACGAUUAGGAGUCAUUGCGAUCGACAGCAAAGCAUUCAUAUCUGUCGUCAGCUAUGAUAACUCCUCGAAUGAAGGACAAAAAGUACUGGCUACCGCUAGUGAAGACGGUGUAAAGACGCUGGAGAGGGAGAACGGCAAGGCUGGUUAUGACAAGUCGAGCGGCCGUAUGGACAAUGGAUCCGCCGCUCUGGAAGAGAUCGGCUACAAGUUCAUAGUGACUGGCCCCAUGGAAUCUGUCCACAUUGCCAAGGUCCGACUUCUAGUCAUGAUCGAUGAGCUUUCUGGUCUCCACGCCGAGAUUUGCGAUAUAGAUUACAAACUGCACAACAUCAUCGGGGGCCGCAAACGUGCAUAUAUACAACAGAUUCAAGAGGAAACCGGCACCAACAUUUAUUUGCCGACUUCUCUUGUGGGUGUCAUGAACGACCCUCCACGCCAUCAAAACUUGGACUAUCAAAUGACUGGCGUCGGAAUGCGCGGGCAACCCACCGGUCCCUUGGGUAUGCAGAUGACGGGGAUGAGCCAUGUGAGCGGGAUGGGUGGCAUGCCUAUGGUGAUGCCUGGCAUCAAUGGCGGUUUCAACCCUCAAAAUCAUUCCCGCCAGGGCCCCCCUGUUUACAAUCCCCAUCAGCACGUGCAUUAUCCGUACCAGCCUCAACCCCUCAACGUCGAUCCAUCUGCCACUCUCGGGGUGCCUUACAAUGGCCCAGGUGCGCAUUAUCCCAUGCACGCGCCGCCCCCCAUGUCGGUCGAUCACACCGGAAUGUCAGCGUUGCACGGUGGGUUCCAAAGCGUUCCGCAAAGCCGUAUUGCAUCGCCAAUGCCUCCCCAAUCUCACCAUUCACCUCUUUCCGGGGCGACUGGUAUGGGUUUCAACACUAUGAACCACUCCAAUCAUCUUGCUCCGCCUUCCCAUCAGUCACACCCACCUUGGCCUCAGUCGCAAAACUUCCAUCCUGGCAUGCACAACAUGGGACACAAUGUUCCUAUGGGAGUCGGGGGAAUGCCGAUGGGUAUGAACCCUAUGAAUCAUAUGAACCAGUUUAGGAUGGCUCAUCCUGGCUUGAGUAUUCAUGGAGGAGAGCAAGGAAAACUGGGGAAGGCGAACCAAAUCUGGAUAUCCGGAGAGUUCUUUGGGGUCCAGAGGGCGAGAGACAUGCUCUUGAACAUUGCAAUGCAAAAGUGCAAGUUGAUCAUCUCCAGAGACGCAGCCAUCCUUCCUAGAAAGCUGGACUGGUUGUUGACUGGCAAGAAUAUUGUUGAAAUCAGAACCAUCAUGAACGACAAUGGCACUUAUGUUCAAGUACCUUGCGUUGGUGGUCAGACGAGCAUGAUUUCGGUCUUUGGUGAUCAUCGAGCCAACAUUGAGAGGACGAUUCGAAGUAUCAUGGCUCUGGCUUGCCAAUUCUAUGUGGCAUCUCUCUGGCUUUUACCGCCACCCGUUGAAGUUGGGCCUCGCGUGGUUCUUAACCCUGCUCAGAUACAACCUGUCGUGAAACAUAUUUCUCAUGUCACUGGGGCAGAGAUUGUAUACAAGCCCAACAUGUUUGAAGUCAAUGGUUUGGAGCGACAGGUCACUUCUGCCAUGUUGCUACUCAUGGAUGUCGACGUCCUCCAUAACUUUGUACCCGAGGUCCGGUUCCGAGUGGAGCUAGCGAACGAGCAGCGGGAAUUCUUCAGUGGCAAGAAGAAUGGCAAGAUCAACAAGAUCAUGAAGAUGACCAACGCCAAAAUUCGCUUCGAGACUCUCAACGACUACAACUUCCUGAUCGAUAUAGCGGGGAAGAAUCAAGAUGCUCUUCAAGGCCUCUCUCUGAUCCAAGAGGAGUUGCCGGCUGAGAUAUCGUUCUACGUCCCAGAAAGCUACCACAAGCGAAUCAUUGGUGUGGGUGGAAAGAACAUCCAGAAGAUCAUGAAGAUCUACAAUUCUUUCGUCAAGUUUUCCAACGCCGAAGAAUUCGCAUCGCUCGGAGGCUACUUUGAUAACGAAGACAAUGUGUACGCCAAGACCCCGUCGAAGAAUGGGGCAAACCUGCGGGAGUUGAAGCAGGCCAUUAUGGAGGUAGUCGGUCUGAAAGAAAGAAAUUUUUACACGGAUUAUGUUUCCAUCCCCAGACCCUAUCACAGGACUCUGCUGGGAGAGAAGAGUAUAUUCAUCCACGACAUUGAACAGAAGACGAAUACAGUUGUCAGAUUCCCUUACAAAGAGACUGGGAGUGAUGUGGUCUCGAUCUUUGGCCCUGCUACUGAGGUUCCUCUUGCUGCAACUUUGCUGCUCGAGCAUGUGCCUUUCGACGUCAGUACCACUCACGUUCCUCGGCAGGCCGUCCAGCUAGAGCAGACCGAAUCUCUGUUUGGCAAAAUGACACUUGAUUCUGAUACGAACGGUGUGAAUGGCGCUGGAUCCAAGGGACUGCCGGUUCCUCCAUUGAGCUUCCAUCAGGAUCGCAGGAUAGAAGAGCUCUGGCCUAUCGUCAAUCCUGUCUCGCAACGUCCGGCUCCUACUCGUACCGAGAGUGAUCACCAGAAGCGAGAAUCCGACCCCAUCAUCAACGACAGGAUUCGACAGGCAUCCACUGGUCAUGUACCCGCAGGCUCGCACAGUGGUGCUCUACCUCCUCACCGACACCAUCCUCACAGCCAAUCCCGCAUAAAUGCCAAUAGACACCAAUCUUUGGACAUUUCCCAGCUCAACUUUUCUCGAGCGUUGUCCGGUGGCAAGUCUUCGCCGUUUGGAAUGAUGCCUGGGUCCCCUCCCACUCUUGAUUCCAGUUUGAAUACGGCCACGGGUGGCUUUAUGCCUCGCGCGCCUUCUCCACCAGGAAGGCUGUAG
Messenger RNA from Cryptococcus wingfieldii CBS 7118, 3360 nucleotides. RefSeq lists its product as hypothetical. Bases 1 to 3360 code for a protein of 1119 amino acids. The transcript has 8 exons. The record is from RefSeq and is a predicted model, not a curated record. Gene Ontology annotation, cellular component: nucleus; cytoplasm. Gene Ontology annotation, biological process: nuclear division. Gene Ontology annotation, molecular function: mRNA binding. NCBI's taxonomy places the organism in Eukaryota, Fungi, Basidiomycota, Tremellomycetes, Tremellales, Cryptococcaceae.